Molecule: messenger RNA, 3323 nt
Organism: Taeniopygia guttata (zebra finch)
Lineage: Eukaryota; Metazoa; Chordata; Aves; Passeriformes; Estrildidae
Gene: TMEM200A
Product: transmembrane protein 200A
Source: RefSeq, a predicted model, not a curated record
CCACCUGGUGUCCUCCUAUUGCCUGACACUGGGAGGCGUGGGACUCCUCUGACUCCAGGUGGGCGUCCCUCAAGAAUGGAAAGGUGGAACUCCACCAAUCUAUUUAUAUUAUAAACAGCAUUUAAUGAGCAGCACUCAUAUAUGCCUGGGCACAAUAUAGAACUAUGAUAGCAACCGGAGGAGUCAUAACAGGACUGGCUGCCUUAAAAAGGCAAGACUCUGCCAGAUCUCAGCAACAUGUAAAUCUUGCUGGAGUACCAGUUCCUGAGGAGAAGAAACCCGUUAGACGCCGGCCCAGGACAGAUGUGGUAAUUGUCAGGGGCAAAAUCCGUCUCUAUUCUCCAUCGGGAUUCUUUCUUGUUUUGGGAGUGCUUAUCGCAUUCUUUGGAAUUGCAAUGGCCAUCCUUGGAUACUGGCCCCAGAAGGAACAGCUGUUAGGAUCUAAAGAUAAUCCGUCUGUAAAUGAAACCCGGACCCCGAGAAGCCAAGGAAGCAUUUUGCUCCGCUUCUUUGAACAGCAUGUGCACUCGGAUAAGAUGAAAAUGCUGGGCCCUUUCACUAUGGGCAUUGGAAUCUUCAUUUUUAUUUGUGCAAAUGCCAUUCUGCAUGAAAACCGUGACAAGGAAACAAAAAUAAUACACAUGAGAGACAUAUACUCCACCGUAAUAGACAUCCACACCCUGAGGAUCAGGGAACAAAAGCAGCUGAGUGGUGCCUUCACUGGCUUGUUGGGGGAAGCAGAACUCCGGCACAGUGGGAGCUCCUGUGCAUCACGGCUGGCUGCAAACACAGUUGCGCCUUUCUCUGGCUUCAAGAGUAAUCUUAGAAUGGAUAGUUCUGCUGAAGAAGAUGAGAUUACCCUAAAUGAAGAUAGGACCACUAGUAGUCUCCUGCCACCUCUGCUGGCUGAGCAGUCUGGUUCAGUCUUUGGACUUUACCCUCACUCCAGCAAGGCUUCAGAUGACAAAAACACUAACUCUAUAAAGUGUGAAACAAAAUCCAUUGUAUCUUCUUCCAUUAGUGCUUUCACACUGCCAGUAAUUAAACUGAAUAACUGUGUUAUCGAUGAACCCAGUAUAGACAACAUAAGUGAGGACUCAGAGAUCACCAGGAAUCAGUCUAGAAAUCUGUCAAUGGAUUCUCUGGCCAUUCCACUAACUGAUACCAAUGAAUCCUACAGACCAGCUGCUUCCAUGCUGCCACGACACAAUUCCUUUGUGGAUACUCCAUCUGAUCCCUUCAAAUCUUCCAUGACUCUUGGACCAAGCUCAGGAAAGCUUUUAUCUCCUGGUGCUGCCAGGAAGCAGUUUGGUUCCAACACAUCUUUGCAUCUUUUGUCUUCACAUUCUAAAUCCCUGGACUUGGACAGGGGUCCGUCUACGCUCACUGUCCAAGCUGAACAAAGGAAACACCCCAGCUGGCCCAGACUGGAUCGGAGCAACAGUAAAGGCUAUAUGAAACUAGAAAACAAGGAGGACCCAAUGGAUAGGUUACUUGUGCCACAAGCAGCAGUCAAGAAAGACUUUACUAAUAAGGAAAAGCUUCUUAUGAUAUCAAGAUCUCAUAAUAAUUUGAGUUUUGAACAUGAUGAGUUUUUGAGUAACAACCUGAAGCGAGGAACUUCUGAAACAAGAUUUUAAUAUUUAAAUUGCAAUUUAGAAGCUAGCAUAUGGUAUUUUUUAAAAAAGCAUUUUUCAGUGAGACUGUACAAGCCUGUUCUUAACCAAAUGCUUAAUAGCCCAUUAAAAGUGGCUUGUGCGAACAGAGAUCUUCGUCAUUGUAAUGCCAAGACUUUCUUGUCUUAGUAGCAUUCAGCUGCAAUACUGUACAUUGUCAUUGCUUGGACCAUUUUGUUACUACUGAUUCCAAUUAUUCCCAAGUCACUAUCUCUUUUGUUCUAUAUACGCAUGUUACUUUUCACCAAUUUGACUCCAGUAGACUGCAUUAGGAAAAAAAAGCUCAAUUUGCCUGUGAGUUCUCUUGAUUUAAAGACUGCAAGAGACUGAAAGCAGUGCUCCUGUGGUCUAUCCUGUGGUCUAGAAUGGGAAGUGAACAGGAGCACUUACUGGAAUUGUGAAAUCCAGAGCUUUAUUCCUAGGUGUUGUCUUUCACAUGCAGUACAUCUCAGUAACUGCAGUCUUGCCAUUGUCAUAGUGAGAAACUUGUUUACAUACUGGGGUGGGUGGAUAGAAAAGAGUGGAUAUAAUAAAACCAUUUUUGUGAAUUCACUGUAAUUGAUCAAGCUGAAUGCCAGUGUUGUGAAUUAUUAACUAUGCUUUGUACAGUAAUCUUUCUACAACCAUUGUAAUUUAAUCCUGUAUUUCUGGAAAAGCAUAUAUUAAGUAAGCAAUCUGAAUUUUUUUCUGGGACUAAAUCUCUAAACCACUUUGAUUGGCAGCAGUUUUAAAUUCAAAAUAGAAAGAUUCAAUUAAAAUCUUAGGAAGAUGAUGAAUGCCAACAGGAUUUUAGAAACAUGAUGUAUAAUAAGAUGAUAUUGUAACUUGCAUCAGAAGACAAUAAUGGGGAAUGAAUAUAUUGCCUCUCAUUUCAAACACAAGAUGCUAAAUAACUAGAUCUCUAUGUUCAAAAUACUGAUACAAAGCAUACAAUUCAAUAAGUAUACUAACAUAGUAUGAAAACCCCUUGCCUAAAUUUUGAUUUAUAUAUUUCACAUAAGUAUUGGUGUGAUGGUUUACCAAAGGCUUGGCUAUGUCAAUUUGCACUACAAGAUUUUGCAAAAGGAAUUGACAUUUAAAACAAUGUUUUUCUCAGCAAAGCAAGCUUCACAGUUGACAGUUGUAUUGUUAAAGAAAAGGAGCAUUGGAAUGUGCAUAUCAGAAGGUUUUCAUGUAUUUCAUUGCUGUUUAGGCCACAAUCCUGCCAUUACAGCCACGCUAGAGAAUGUCCCUUCAAAGCUGCAAGGCUCACCCAAACAGGGUGUUGGUCUUCAUUGGUCGGAUUUGAUAUAUUCACUUACCCUAAAUACUCAGGAAUUAUUUUUAAUGGCUUUUCCCAAAAAAAAAUCAAGCUCGUUGAAAUGUUGUAAUUUCUUAGACUUAGACUAUGAAAGAUCAAGGAUAAAAUACCUUCUUUUUUUUUUUUUUUUUUUUUAAUAUUCAGCUCUGUAUUUCAACUGCGCAGUGUUUAUGUAUCAGGAGCAUUACUUGCUCGGUGAGUUGAGGCAUAGUGUUAACUGUUAGAACCUCAAGCCUAUAUAUUGUAACAGAGUUGGCUAAAUAUUUUGCUAUGAAGCUUUUAAUAACUCACUGGUUUGUGUUCUUAAGACAUUUGCUAUUUUUUGCAAUAAAAUGUCUCUCUUCACA